Molecule: messenger RNA, 3446 nt
Organism: Girardinichthys multiradiatus
Lineage: Eukaryota; Metazoa; Chordata; Actinopteri; Cyprinodontiformes; Goodeidae
Product: rap guanine nucleotide exchange factor-like 1
Exons: 16
Coding region: 831-2852 (673 amino acids)
Biological process (GO): positive regulation of GTPase activity; Ras protein signal transduction
Cellular component (GO): plasma membrane
Molecular function (GO): guanyl-nucleotide exchange factor activity
Source: RefSeq, a predicted model, not a curated record
CCAUUUCCAUUAAUUUGACACCGUGCCUGCGCACUACCGUGCAGUGCGAGUGUCGAGAGCGCGCAACUGCAGCAGAUUGUCGCGCGGAGGGCGGGGGGAGCGCGCUUGAUCUUCAUCGCUGCUCAUCCAGAAAUUUACCAGGAGGACCAGGACCGGAGAUCCAACAGCACCCUAAGCCUGCCGGACCGUUCGAACCUUUUGUGCAUCCGAGUAGAACCAAAGAACCACCGGCGAGCCUCAGAAAACUCACCGUACCCAAACGCACCGGGCUGACUUGCGCUCCUCCAGGUAAGCGAGGAGGAACCAGCGAUCCGCAGAGAUCCUGAUCUGAGCCCAGAACCACAGAGGCGCAGCGCGGACUGGAGGAGCUCUCGCUUGGCUUUUUCUUAGCCCUCGGAACCGGAGCUCGGAGCCGGAGCUUCGAGUUGACUCGGCGGGUGCAGCCAAAAAGAGGUUGGGGGAAGAGCGGCCCGGAUCCGCCGCCGCUCCGAGGGUUUCUGAAGACCGCUGCAGGAGGAGCAGCUGCGGUGCGCGGAGACCCGGGGGCUGAGGAGGACCAUCAACCGGCCGCCUCACCCAUGGGUUAGACCCGGACUGGUGGUUCAGAGCAGCCCACAGAACCCCGGAGGGUCAGCUCUUACCUGUACGCACCUGCCGACCCUGACCCGACCUGCGGGGGCCGGAUGAUGUAGACGCCGCUGCCCCACCAGCAGCAGCACAGCUACCGUUCCAGGUCUUAGGACCCCUAGAUCUUAGGCUCUCAAGUCUCAGCACCCAGGUCUCUGGACCCCAGGUCUCAGACCCCCAGGUACCCGGUCAAGAGAAGAACCAUGCCGGCGGGGAUGAAACCGCUGGAGAAGUUCCUAAAGAAGCAGACCACCGCUCUGACGCGGGCCGGGGGGUUCGGAGGGGUGGGUGACAAGGCCAGCGGUGGGACCGGAGCGUCCCGCAGGAGGGCCAGCCUGUCCCGGGUCGUCCCGUUCUUCAGGGAGACCUCACCUGAAAGCGGACACGCGCGGGAGGUGUUCAGCCCUGACAGCGAGGACCCCCCCUCCUGGCCGUCAGCUGCGGGGACUGGGCUGGCCUCAGUUCCCUGCAGCGCCAAUGGCUCUGGCUCUGGAACUGGAUCUGGUUCUGGCUCUGGUUCUGGAGGAGGAGAUGUCCGCAGUCCAUCUCUGUCCAGCGAUGAACAGAGCUCUGAGGCCAGUCUGAUCACAGAGACCAGCUGUGGAGGAGGAGGAAGUGGAGGAGGAGGGACGCCUCUUCAUCCUGAUACUCCGGACAACCUGACCCUUUCUGUUCUGGAUGGAGUGGCUGGAAAACGCUUUGGACACUGUGCAGAAACCCUGCUGGAUGACUUCAUGUUGACACAUCCCAUCUUCCUGACGGCCGACAGGCUCCAGCAAGUCCUGCUACAGCAAUUCACACUGGAGGCUGAGGGGGGGCGCAGAGAGGGGGAGAGGCGAGAUGGAGAGUCGGAGGCGGCGAUGAGCGCCGCAGAGAGGAAGCAAGCGGUGUUGAACAUGGCCUUCAGGUACCUGGACACCUACAGAGAGCUGCUGCAGGAAGAGGGAGAGCGCAGCAACAGCUUCCCAAAGGAGCUGUACAUGUGUGCGAUUCAGGAGCUGACCCAGUAUCCUGAGCUGGUGGAGGACGUCCUCAAGCUGCAGCGAUGGACUGAGAUCUUACACUGCCCCUCCAACGAGGAGAAGGAGAGCAGGAAGAAGCAGGUCCGUCCGCUGUUCAGACACUUCCGACGCAUCGACGCCUGUCUGCAGCCCCGGGAGGCCUUCAGAGGCUCAGACGAAAUCUUCUGCAGGGUGUACACCCCGGAUCACUCAUACGUCACCAUCCGGAGCCGCCUGUCCUGUCGGGUCGGAGAGAUUCUAGCACUGGUUAAAGAGAAACUCCAGUACAGUGAAGACCAGCCAGUUUUGCCAGGAAACCUCAUACUGGUGGCGGUCACCUCAGCUGGAGAGAAAGCCGUGUUUCGUCCAAGUGACGAGGCCGUCUUCACCACGCUGGGAGUCAACACUCACCUGUUCGCCUGUGAACCCUCUGAACUCGACUCUCUGCUUCCUCUUCCUGAGGAGAUCCACUGGACGCCUGGUGACAGUAAACUUCAUGACAUGUCGGCGGAGGAAGUAGCCAAUCAGCUGGUGGUGUUCGACUGGGAACUUUUCAGCUGCGUUCAUGAGGUGGAGUUCAUCUGUUAUGUAUUUCAUGGUGAGCAGUCCCGCUGGCGCCCCCUUAACCUGGAGCUGGUACUGCAGCGCUGCAGCGAGGUGCAGCACUGGGUCGCCACGGAAAUUCUGCAGUGCCAGUCGCUGCCGAAGAGGAUCCAGCUGCUGCGCAAGUUCAUCAAGAUCGCAGCACUCUGCAAACAGCAGCAGGACCUGCUGUCGUUCCUGGCUGUGGUUCUGGGACUGGAUAACCCGGCUGUCAGCAGACUGAGGCUCACCUGGGAGGGUCUUCCAGGGAAGUUCAGGAAGCAGUUUCAGCAGUUUGAAAGCAUCGCUGACCCCUCCAGGAACCACAAAAGCUACAGAGACCUGAUCACCAGCCUGAGACCCCCACUGAUCCCAUUCACCCCACUGCUGCUAAAAGAUUUGACGUUUCUUCAUGAGAGUUGCAAGACGUUCCACGGUGAACUUGUCAACUUUGAGAAGAUGCAUAAAGUGGCUGAGAUGGUGAGAACCAUCAGACGGUACCGGAGCUCCCAGCUGGCCAUAGAUACAGAGACGUCCCCGUCCCACCUGCAGACAAAGGCCUACGUCCGUCAGCUGCAGGUGAUCGACAACCAGAACCUGCUGUUUGACAUGUCCUGCAAGCUGGAGCCCAAAGACACGUAGAGGGAUGGAGGAGGGACAGAGGAACGAGGAGAAGGAGGAGGUUCAGGACCUGCUCCUGAACGUGACACACAUCCUGCCACCAUCCCAAACAUGGAGAACCUCCAUCCUGCAGGACACAAAACUUUUCAUGUUAAGACCUGUUUCAUUGCUGCUGCUGCUGAUUCGCCUGUGCAGCCUAAUGUUCUGCAGAAUCUGUAACACUGAAAACUCCAGAACCAGCCAGAUGGACCUGCAUUGACCCAAACCUUGGUUCCUAACACACAGCUGAAACCCAGUGGUAUGUCGCUGCCUCUUCAGAGACCUGUUUCAGUCUGGAUCUGACUUAUUUCUCUGCAGAGAAACCUUAACAUACACAUCUUCACCUGGAACAACUGAAGAUAUGCAGAAUUUAUCAGAAAAUUUAUUUAGCUCAUCUCUCAGAUUAUAAAUAUAUAUAAUAUAUAUAAUCAGGAGAAAAAUGCAGAACAAAUUUUUUCAUUUUUAAAGAUCCAUGAAACCCAUCUGAUCCCUUUGAAGAACAGCCAUGAUGACAAAAACAAUGAAGGAUCAGACUUGUUACAUAAAGCAAAUAAAACCAGCGGUGUGUGAGUCAAA